AUGCUAUGAAUUAUACACUCCCACAUGCACAUAUGCAGGCAAGAUUGUGAGAUUGGGCAGCACUGACAGAGCAAGGAGACUGGCCAAGGUGUGCAGUCCACUCAUUGGCAGGUCAUUCGGGAGGUGUCACUCCACCAACAACUGACCCACGUGAACAUUGUCCAAUUCCACAGUUCAUUUGAAUUGGAUAGCCAUGUGUUUAUAAUUCUGGAAUUGUGUAACAAGAAGGUGUGAUGUGUGGUGAGUGGGUAGACUGGCGCGGAUAUGGUGGGGGAGAGGAUGAAAAAGGGGGAGGUGAAGGAGAUAAUGCGACAGUUGUGUGCUGGAGUGGAGUACAUUCACUCUCGGAGUGUCAUCCACCGAGACAUCAAACCAAGCAAUAUUCUCUUCUCUGCAAACACAGUUAAACUGGCUGACUUUGGACUGGCCACUCAAUGUAAGAAGGUGUGUGGCACUCCCAAUUAUAUUGCCCCCGAAAUACUCCACCAGUCCGGCUACUCAUUCCCCGUGGACAUUUGGUCCCUCGGGUGUGUCCUCUAUGCCUUCCUCCUCGGCCGACCCCCAUUCCACGCACACACCGUCCAGGAGACAUACGCCCGUGUCCGCUCUGGCCACUUCUCCAUGCCCAACACACUCUCCCCCGACUGGAGGACACUCUUGGCCAACAUGUUGAGCAGGGAUGCCACCAGACGACCACUCAUUGGCUCCAUCCACUUUUCUAAAUUGUCCUCCAAGGAGGUGCCAGUCAAAGAGGUGUGCUGUCUUGUGGACUGUUCUAGAAGGUCAACUCGGGGUCAAGUCUUUCAGACAGACAAAUCAGUUCAUCGCAGGUCAUCACACAACUUGUGAGGGCACUGAAGGAGAGGAGGACUCGGCCGAACAUUCUCCCACUCAAGCACAGUCCAAAGUGGAUAAAGAGGUGGAAUGCCCACCCAGGGGGAUUAGUCUAUAAACUGUCGGAGGGGACAGUGGGAAUGCUCAUGAGGAGUGACGUGAUGGUCUGCAGGGCUGGGUUGGGUUGGCUAAUGUGACACAGAAUGGUCUGGUGGUGUUCGCCCAGUGGACAGUCCAAGAUUAUGCACGUGUCGAACAGUGAGGACCAGUUGACCAAGGAGAGUGGGGACUUUCGAUUGAUGUUUGCUUUGGUGACGUCCAAGACUGUACUACUACUCAUGUCACUGCAGAACAAAGUGAGGAGUGAGGACUGUCCUCAACACAUGCCCACUCACCUCGUCUUCUAUAGGAGACUCCAGGAUGUCCUCAUCAUGGCACUCAGUGACGGGUCU
Molecule: messenger RNA, 1286 nt
Organism: Octopus sinensis (East Asian common octopus)
Lineage: Eukaryota; Metazoa; Mollusca; Cephalopoda; Octopoda; Octopodidae
Product: serine/threonine-protein kinase PLK1-like
Exons: 2
Coding region: 265-849 (194 amino acids)
Biological process (GO): regulation of cytokinesis; protein phosphorylation; mitotic cell cycle
Cellular component (GO): spindle pole; nucleus; cytoplasm
Molecular function (GO): ATP binding; protein kinase activity
Source: RefSeq, a predicted model, not a curated record